AUAACCCCCAAAAGCCCCACAACCUUCACCCUCACCACCCCACCCGCCACCGACCUCUGGCGCCCCAACACCACAGCCAACAACUUCACAGCCCCCUACAUCUACACAACCUGCCUCUCCUCAGCCUUCAAAUCCAUCUCCGUAACCCUCUCGUCAAACUGGAAAACACGGUACGAUCAAGGCGGGAUUGCCGUGUUCUUUCCUUGUUCCAACCACCAUCACGACGAGAGGCAUCAGAAGGGAAGGAGGGAACCACUCAAAUGGGUGAAAACGGGCAUCGAAUUCGAAAACUCCGCGCCGCAGUUCGGGACCGUGGGGACGUAUGCGUUUUCGGAUUGGAGUUUGAUUCCGGCGGGAUCGAAUCAGGGGAGGUUUGUGGUGGAGAGGAGCACGACGGAGAUGUGGGUUUAUGCGGUUUUGGAGGAGGAGAGGUAUCCGCUCAGGGAGGUUACGUGGGCGUUUUUGGAGGAGAGGGGGGAGGAGGGGGCGGAGGUUUGGGUGGGUGUUUAUGCUGCGAAGCCG
Zasmidium cellare ATCC 36951 is the source of this 522-nucleotide messenger RNA. RefSeq lists its product as uncharacterized. The record is from RefSeq and is a predicted model, not a curated record. NCBI's taxonomy places the organism in Eukaryota, Fungi, Ascomycota, Dothideomycetes, Mycosphaerellales, Mycosphaerellaceae. The annotation marks the transcript as partial. The transcript has a single exon.